CGGUAAGGAUAUAGUCUUUGGUAUAGUACUAUUAUUAGUAGCACUUGUAGAAGCGACUGCUAGAAUAGACCUCGAUGGAAUACCAACAAGAACGACGAAGAAACCGGUCUUCAGGCUAGAAUCUUGGGAACUCUACGUAUAGAUGGUCGCAAACUCUGGCGUUCCAGUGAAAAAUCUCACCAUCCGAUGGGUCAUCGCCCGAAACGUUGCGAACAUCGGGGCACCAUCUUCAGGCUCCAGCGCCUUCUUCCGUCCGCGGAAGAAAAAAGAUCUCUCGCCCACUAAAGCCCGUCCCGUUGCUUUUCAGCAGAUGGCGCUCCUGCGGUCUGCCGCACGCUUCAAGCACAUGUGGGCGGCAGGUGACAAGCAGUACGUCGGAUGCUGGGAGGCUGUACCGAAACGUCUUGGCAACGCCUUGGGGCCGGUGGACUACAGCAAGCGCACUCCAGUGCCCAAGGACUGGAUCCUCCGUGGCAGUGGCAUCCAUGGACCCGAGAACGGCGAGGUGAUGAAGCUGGUUUUGUGGAACCGCCUGAAGCAGAAGCGUCCCCAGCGGCCCCAGGUUCCUGUGGAAGACCUGCAAGAGUUCUUCCGCAUGGAGGUGGCCAUCGUCUGGUGGAUGUUUGGCUGUGUCUUCUUCGUGGCCCCUCUCAACUGGUGGGGCAAGAAGUAUCGUAUGGUCCAUGAUCACUACCCCUGGUUCCCCAAGCGCCAAGACGGCACUCACGGCGUUGGGCCUUACGCCUGGUUCUUCGAGUGAGGGACUCCGGUGACCUUUCGGCCCUCAGCCGGUGUCUGGGGCGUCUGCGCAGCACGCGGAAGAGCGGCCGAACUCGUUCUG
Messenger RNA from Durusdinium trenchii, 841 nucleotides. The record is from the annotation of a GenBank genome assembly. Lineage: Eukaryota; Dinophyceae; Suessiales; Symbiodiniaceae.